AAACUUUUUAAUGACUAUUUCUUCAAUUCUUUUGGGUUUUUUUGUUUUGUUUUUCAACACCUUCAAGCCUUCAAGUUCUGUGGAGACGUUCUUUGAUUCUCUUGUGAGGCAGGCAAAGAUCCCCAACAUUUUCUCCUUGCAGAUGUGUGGUGCUGGACUGCCUGUUCCUGGAAGUGGUACCAACGGAGGUAGUCUUGUUCUGGGUGGAAUUGAACCAAGUCUGUACAGGGGUUAUAUUUGGUACACACCGAUCAAAGAGGAAUGGUAUUACCAAGUCGAAAUUCUCAAACUGGAGGUCGGAGGACAGAACCUUGAACUGGACUGCAGAGAGUAUAAUGCCGAUAAAGCGAUAGUAGACAGUGGGACCACGCUCCUUCGUCUGCCUCAGAAAGUCUUCAGUGCUGUUGUGCAAGCAAUAGCUCGCACAUCUCUGAUACAAGAAUUCUCUUCUGGUUUCUGGACUGGUUCACAGCUUGCAUGCUGGGAUAAAACUGAAAGACCUUGGUCCUUAUUUCCCAAACUCUCCAUCUACCUGAGGGAUGAAAACUCCAGUAGGUCGUUUCGGAUCUCUAUCCUACCACAGCUUUAUAUUCAACCCAUCCUUGGAAUAGGAGAGAAUUUACAGUGCUACCGAUUCGGCAUCUCUUCCUCCACAAAUGCUCUAGUUAUUGGUGCUACAGUCAUGGAAGGCUUCUAUGUAAUAUUUGACAGAGCCCAGAGGAGAGUGGGCUUUGCAGUGAGUCCGUGUGCAGAAGUUGAUGGCUCUCCAGUAUCUGAGAUUGAAGGCCCUUUCACAACAGCAGAUGUUGCAAGCAACUGUGUUUCUAGUGUUUCUUUCCAUGAACCAGUGUUGUGGAUUGCCUCCUAUGCUCUCAUGAGCCUGUGUGGAAUUAUCCUCCUUGUACUGAUCAUCCUGCUGCUUAUUCCACCACGGUGUCAGCACCGCUACACCGACAAUGACGUGGUCAAUGACGAAUCUUCCUUAGUGCGUCAUCGAUGGAAAUGAGAAACUUGAUCAUGAAACCUGGGACUUAAACAGAAUGAAGAACAAAGUACUUUGCCAAGGGGAAGAAGCCAAUGCCUCAGUCCUUCCUACGUUCAUUACAAUUGCUGUUGAAAUCCCGCCAAAUACCCUGCAUCAUAACUUUUUAAGCUUUAUUUUCUAACACCGAUUCUGAACCAAAACACUGUUAACCACCUCGUAAGUGCUAAGGUACUGGAUUUGCUACUGCAGUACAAUGAGCCUUUAUGCUCUCAAUAGUACCUUCUUUUAAAAA
Pelecanus crispus (Dalmatian pelican) is the source of this 1277-nucleotide messenger RNA. The record is from RefSeq and is a predicted model, not a curated record. NCBI's taxonomy places the organism in Eukaryota, Metazoa, Chordata, Aves, Pelecaniformes, Pelecanidae.